AUGCGUCUGGAUGCCGGAAAGUUCGGAUUCCUCCCUGAGGACGAGCAAUUCGUUUCGGACUCGGAAACUGACUCAUCGUCAGACGACAGUGAUGACUUGGAAAAGGAUGAGCGGCGACGACGGAGGCGCCAGGGCAAACGAAAGGAGAAAUCAAGGAGAAGGGAGGAGAAACGACACGAACGCACCGCCAAAAUGACCGGAACGGCAGGGGAAGUCGCGAAUCUUGUGAGACAGCUCAAUACCAUGAGGCCUAAGGACCCGAUGUACGCCUCCCUGUACUACAAAGCGAUAUCACUAGACGACACAGGGAAAGUAGAUGACGUGAUCCACUGA
This is a messenger RNA of Schizophyllum commune H4-8, 333 nucleotides long. RefSeq lists its product as uncharacterized. The transcript has a single exon. Bases 1 to 333 code for a protein of 110 amino acids. The record is from RefSeq and is a predicted model, not a curated record. NCBI's taxonomy places the organism in Eukaryota, Fungi, Basidiomycota, Agaricomycetes, Agaricales, Schizophyllaceae.